Messenger RNA from Suillus subaureus, 1272 nucleotides. RefSeq lists its product as uncharacterized. Lineage: Eukaryota; Fungi; Basidiomycota; Agaricomycetes; Boletales; Suillaceae. The transcript is spliced from 6 exons. Bases 1 to 1272 code for a protein of 423 amino acids. The record is from RefSeq and is a predicted model, not a curated record.
AUGCAUAUGGUCACUAGUGGCCUUGCCAAAUCAUCUACCACCCUUGAAAGUGUGCUGGGUUUGGGCUAUCUGAUGGAGAGGGCUUAUCACCAGUGGUUAUUCAUACUGGAUGUACAAGUGCACUACUUGGCUCUCAAGUCUUUUGAUGCAUUGGGGCAAUGGCUAGUGCAGAAAUGGAUGCUUUGCCAGAAGAAGAAACAGGUGGCUCUCAAUGGCCUCAGGAAUCUUAGGUCUGAUGAGGACAUCCUCCGAGAGGAGUGGGCAGCCCAGGUAGCUCAUCAGACUAAGCUGAUAGCUUGCAGAUCUAAACAUAAAGGCACAGAGGCUAUUGUGGGUGUUCUUGCAUUAGAAAAGACCCCCAAAAGCCACCAGAGCAUCAUUCAUGAACAUGAACAUCAGCUCAUUAGCAACAAUGUUGAUGACAUCAUGACUUUCAAUCUUCAGCUUCAUGAUGCACGUGCCCAAUGUGCUAAGGUUGUCAAGACCCUUGGGCAGAGAUGUGCUGUAUUAGGUGUUUUGGAGUAUGCCAAUCUGCAAAAGUUGAAGAAGAAUAGCGACUUCAACAAUGAAAAUUCAAGCUUGAAAAAUUGGAAUGGUCCUAUGGAAACACAGUCAACAGCCCCUGCUAAUGCCAUUCCACCCAUACCUAUCUCACAUGAUGGGAUCUUUUGGCUGGAUGUCAAUGACAACAUAUGGCAAGAUGUAGGUCUGGAGGAUGAGACUGUGGACCCACCUCGAUGGCUUGCCAAUGACAAUGUUCAUCAGGGUAUUCGUCUCUUACUUGAUCUUGACCGCUGUUUGGAAGAAGAAGACAGGUUAAGAUGCAAACACUGUGUAAUGCAAGAGUGUAUGAUCUUGGAGUGGACUGCACUUCAGGAGGCUCAAGAAGUCACAGAUGUUGAUGUAGCAUGGCACCUUGAGAAAUGUGCUGCACAGCUAUCCCUCAUGUGCUUUGAGUGGCAAUUGAGAGUAUGUCCCAUACCCACUGCAUGGGAAAUGCCUGAUAGCUGGGGACUGUCCUCCACUAAUAUUGCCCAUGCUGGGCAUUCACUUUACCACAUGAAAAUUGCACAGGCUGCACAUGCUGACUCGUGGAAAUUGUCAGAGGAUGAGAACAAUGACAAUGACAUAGAUGAGGGAGGAGUUGAUGAUGAGUUGAUGGCAGCAAUGGAGGAAGUUGUUUAUGCAAAUGAAUAUUGGAUUGUGGAUUCUGAUUCUGAAGUAGAGGACUGGGAUGAAGUACAUGUGUCAUCUUCUCCGACCUUGUAUUAA